AACAAACGAGUCUCGACGCGCGCGGUUCACGCAACGCUAGCUCAAACUUGGCCCAAACUGAGCCUGACAGCUUGACAACAGCCAAUUUGCUGGCCAUUUGGCUUUUCAAUGUUGGUUAAAACAAUUUUUUAAAAUUAUGUAAAAAAAAAAUUAAACAAAUUGUUUAGUGGUUAGCUAUAAAAGUAUCUGUAUCUUUGAUCAAUUGUAUCUGUGCUGCAGUAUAUAAAUAUAUAUUCUAUGGGCUUUAUGCUCAGAUCAAGUGUACGCUGUAAGUGCAGUGCGGAGUGAAGUGCGGAGUGCGGUGCGCUCUAAAUCGUUUAUAGAACGUGCAAAGCGUUAACAGUUAAACAAAUUCAUUUGGCAUAGGCCGCAAACAACAUGACUUUUCAGCUGUUCGGCAUGCUAAUGGAGUUUUAGAAAAGAGAAAACUGUCGCUAUUCAUAUACCAUAUUAAGAGAACUUUUGGCAGGCAGCGCAAAAGGAAGCAGCAGAAGACAGGAAUCAAAAUCAAGCCAAUUGAAACUCUCGACACUCGUCAGCCCGUGCACAUCAAUCAAGCUGUAGACGUGGGUGCGUAUGCUGGCCGUCUAGCGGAUCGCCCCCACAGUCCCUUGCCCUAGUCCCAGCCAAAUGUAUGCCGGUCGCGCCACGCAAUUCGCCAAAACCAUCAGCAGCAUGGCCUGCAGCAUACAGAAACAGCCCUCACAGCCAGCACCGCCGACUGCCAUGGCCAUGACGGCAACUGGCGUGGGCAUGGCUGGGGUCUCUGGAGGCGGCGGUGCCAGCGGUGCCGGCACUGUGCCCUCUACGCCCAAGUCCAACAAGGCAGCCGCACAGCCACGCGGCUCGCUGCCAACGGACGUGCAUCAGCCGCCGCUGGAAUUCCAAUGGCCGCCGCCGCUGCCCGUAUCCAGUCAUACCAGCAAUUUGCGCCUGAACAUGAUGAACCAGGAUCCCAAGGAUCUGCACACGGCACGCGCCAUUAUUGAGGAGCUGCGCUCCAAGGUGCGCUUCCAGACGGAGCACAUUAUGAAGUGGCGCAAGGCCUACGCCAUGCAGGUGCAGCAACAUUAUCGCUAUCAGAAGGAGAAAUCGGAUCAGAUGAAUUCGCUGACAUCGCAGCUGCUGCUGCUGGAGUCGCGGCUAAAGCGCAAACAGAAGCAGAUCGCGAGCCUGUUGAGCCAUCGCGAGCUGACCAUACAGCGACAGCAGAAGAUUAUUGAUACAUUGUCGACCCGUCUGGUGGAUCAUGGACUUGAGAGCAUUGAGGCGAGCUACGCCAAUGAGCUAGACUCUCUGAACGACUCCGACUCGGCGGUGGUGCUGGAGGACAUUGACUCGGACAGCAACAUGACGCUGGGCACGCGCCGCAGAAGCAGUGGUGGCGGGUUGGGCGGUGUUCUGGGCAGCGAUGGGAUUACCAUUGUGCGGUCCAUAUCCGAUGCCAUUGAGACAAAUCUGAAUAAGUAUGGCGCCGCCAGGCGCAACAACUGCUAUCUGCGUCGUCCGGACAUACUGGAGACUGUGUACUCCGUGGAAGAGGAUCCGGAGCCCACCACAGAUGUGGCCGAAAAGCGCGACAAGUUCAAGAAUCGAUCGGACAAGGCGCUCAGCUCUAGCUCCACCGAGGGACAAAUCGAUGCAACGGCGCCCGCCUCAUCGGGCACGCCCACUGCCCCGGAGAAAGCCAAAGACACGUGUAUGGCAGCGGCCAUGGCCGUGCCGCGACGCCAAUUGGGCGCACUGAAACGCUCGCCCAGCCACGACGCGCCAUGCACCACGCUGAGCGUCAAAGUGCCCCAGCUGCAGCCGCCCCCAUCCGCAGAUCAGCUCAACGGCAAAUCGCAGGUGACCACCUAUAAUCGGGUCAUGUCUAAUCAUCGGUCCGUGACCAAGCCGAAGGAUGUCAAGUAUAAGCGCAUUAACAAGGCCAAGUCCAAGAGUCUCGAGGAGCUGCGAGGCCGGCUCAAGAAUCUGGUAGAGCGACCUGGUCUCGAUGCCGGAUACACAGCCGGCAUGAUGCCGCAGACGGCCCAAUCGUAUGCGUGACACACGCCGCCGCCAGGCGACGUCGAGCAGCUCGUCGAGAUGCUGCCCACGCCGCCAGAGGAAACAGCAGCUGCUGCCGCCAAGGCAAGUUUGUCAGCGGGAAACACGCCCGACCAGACGACCCCGCAGCGGCACAGCUGUCCCAAGCGUUCGCUGACGCUGCCUCGCAUCCUGGUGCCGCAAUCGAUGCAAGGUGCAUCGCAUUCCGGCAGUGGAAGCAGCGGCGGGGGCGGCACUGGGCGUGGCGGUUUCUAGCAAUUAAAGAAAUUUUUCAUACGCAAUUGUGAUAAAAAGUAAAAUUGUUCUCUUGCAUCUCUCUCGCGCACUCCCUCUCUCGCUCUUACUUACCAUACACUGGUGCACUCAGAGAAAAACGUUAGAAUCUUUGUCAUAAUAUCAAUUUCUUAAACUAUGCAUUAUAAUACAUAAUUUAAGAAUUUCGUUUUUAAUCGGAUAUACAGUACAUUAUCUAGAUCAUUGUAAACUUCCAUCCAGAAAGUUUUUAAACAAACAAGAAUUACUUGAACUAUUAAGCACAAAACGACAAUGUUUUUCUCUGAGUGUAGUCUCUUUUGUAACAUUUGUUUCCUGCGCUGUUUCUCUGAGCUCAGACACACGGCAUUUAAUUUAAUUUAGUUCUAUGUUAAUGUUUAUGUUAAAGUGGCUCUUAUAUAAUAUAUAAUUUCACAUGAAUAAAUACAUUACAAAGCAUACACAA
Drosophila virilis is the source of this 2767-nucleotide messenger RNA. RefSeq lists its product as uncharacterized. The record is from RefSeq and is a predicted model, not a curated record. NCBI's taxonomy places the organism in Eukaryota, Metazoa, Arthropoda, Insecta, Diptera, Drosophilidae.